This is a messenger RNA of Jaculus jaculus (lesser Egyptian jerboa), 409 nucleotides long. RefSeq names its product MIEF1 upstream open reading frame protein. The transcript is spliced from 2 exons. Bases 197 to 409 code for a protein of 70 amino acids. The record is from RefSeq and is a predicted model, not a curated record. Lineage: Eukaryota; Metazoa; Chordata; Mammalia; Rodentia; Dipodidae.
AAGUCCUUCCGCCUCUGCUCGGCUCCGUGCUCUGUUCAGUUCCGCCCUCGGCCGGGUGCGCAAGGUCGUGUCCCGGAAGUAAAGGGGCCAUGUUGAUGGGUGACCCCGAGAGAGGUACUGGGAAGAGAGGCGAGUCCUGAAGAGUGGUAGCGAGCGCUCCCCGCGGAGUGUGGCACCCAGCCCCUGUGAGUCCCCCAUGGCCCCGUGGAGCCGAGAGGCUGUGCUCAGUCUGUACCGGGCUCUGCUGCGCCAGGGCCGAGAGCUCCGCUACACUGAUAGAGAUUUCUACUUUGCCUCUGUCCGCCGGGAAUUCCGGAAAAAUCAGAAGCUCCAGGAUCCAGUCGCCCGGGAGAAGCAGCUGGAGAAGGGCCUGGUCUUUCUCCAUAGCAAACUUGGGGGUCUUGUUUAG